Molecule: messenger RNA, 1412 nt
Organism: Carlito syrichta (Philippine tarsier)
Lineage: Eukaryota; Metazoa; Chordata; Mammalia; Primates; Tarsiidae
Gene: SDR42E1
Product: short chain dehydrogenase/reductase family 42E, member 1
Exons: 2
Coding region: 27-1208 (393 amino acids)
Biological process (GO): steroid biosynthetic process
Molecular function (GO): 3-beta-hydroxy-Delta5-steroid dehydrogenase (NAD+) activity
Source: RefSeq, a predicted model, not a curated record
GUCCAGUUAUCUGUUGACUACCAAAUAUGGAUUCCCAAGGAUCUCCACAUGAAACUGUCCUCAUUACAGGAGGAGGUGGCUAUUUUGGUUUCCGCCUAGGCUGUGCUCUGAACCAAAAGGGAGUCCAUGUGAUUCUGUUUGACAUCCGCAGGCCUGCUCAGAACAUUCCAGAAGGAAUCAAGUUUAUAUGUGGAGACAUCCGCCACCUCUCUGAUGUAGAGAAGGUCUUCCAGGAUGUGGACAUCACUUGUGUGUUCCAUAUUGCCUCUUAUGGUAUGUCAGGGCGGGAGCAACUGGAGCAAAACCUGAUCGAAGAAGUCAACAUCGGGGGCACAGACAACGUCCUUCAGGCUUGCCAGAGAAGAGGGGUGCCUAGGUUAGUUUACACCAGUACUUUCAAUGUCAUCUUUGGAGGUCAAGUUAUCAGAAAUGGAGAUGAAUCUCUGCCUUACCUACCUCUUCACCUCCAUCCUGAUCACUACUCUCGGACCAAAUCUAUUGCAGAGAAGAAGGUGCUGGAGGCGAAUGGCACAUCCCUGGAAAGAGGUGAUGGUGUCUUAAGAACCUGCGCUCUGAGACCGGCUGGCAUCUAUGGGCCUGGAGAACAAAGACACCUUCCCAGGAUAGUGAGCUACAUUGAGAAGGGUCUGUUCAAGUUUGUCUAUGGGGAUCCCAGGAGCCUGGUUGAGUUUGUCCAUGUGGAUAACUUGGUGCAGGCUCAUAUUCUGGCCUCAGAGGCCCUGAAAGCUGAUAAGGGCCAUAUUGCCUCUGGGCAACCCUACUUCAUCUCCGAUGGCAGACCAGUGAACAACUUUGAAUUCUUCCGACCUUUGGUUGAGGGCCUGGGCUACACAUUCCCAUCCACCCGCCUGCCGUUGACCCUCGUCUACUGCUUUGCUUUCUUGACAGAGAUGGCCCACUUCAUUCUGGGCCGCCUCUACAAUUUCCAGCCCUUCCUCACCCGCACUGAAGUUUACAAAACUGGUGUCACACAUUAUUUUAGCUUAGAGAAAGCCAAGAAAGAGCUAGGUUAUAAGGCUCAGCCAUUUGACCUCCAAGAAGUAGUAGAGUGGUUUAAAACCCACGGUCAUGGCAGAGGUUCUGGAAGUCGUGACUCAGAGUGUCUUGUUUGGGAUGGGCUAUUGGUCUUCCUCGUGGCUUUAGCAGUUCUCAUCUGGCUGCCUCCUUCUGUGAUGCUGUUACUAUGAAGGAGUGGCUAGAAAUAAAGAGCUGAUCACCAUUGUUGAUGUGUUUUACAAGAAACACGAGUUUUUAAAUACAUACAGUAUUAUCUGGUACCAAACUUUGGCUCUUCAAAUUGCUACUUAAGAAUAAGUUCUUGGAUGAAAUCUUUAUUUCUUACCUCCUUGUGUUAAUUUUGAUGGGGAAAAAAAAUAAAUACAAGUUUGGAA